AAUUUCGAUUUCGAGAUUUCGAGUUCCUGCUGAUUCGUAAUUUUAAAUAUUCUUUCAUCGAAAAUGUCUAUUUUUAAUUGCAUAUUUCUAAAGUUCUAAUAACAUUUUAACCUGCAGAGUGCAGAAAACGGUUUCUGAUAAACCUGACUUUAAUUUUGUAUUUCCAAGAUGCUUUUGGUCAUCCAUAACCUGCCGUAUCAUAUGCGAUUUUGCGACGUGAAAGCUUUCAUAGAGGAAAAAUGUGGUUUGAAGGAGGUGAUAUUGGACAAAUUUGCAAAUGAAGGUCUCAACAAACGUGUUACCGUCGGCCUAGCAGAUGAGGGGGACGCCGCAUUGUUGGUCAGACGACUCAACGGGUUGUUUGUAGACGGAUAUCAACUGUAUGUGGAAGAUGUACGCCAGUCGAAGAGCUCUGAACAACCCUACCGUCCACCAGAAAACCCCCAUGUUCAAAAAGUUAUGCCAACACAACCAGCCCAGUAUGAGCAGCCGUCACAAACAGCAAGUGCAUCCAUGUCUAGCAUGAUGGCCAUGCCAUUGGCGUACAGCAAUCUGCCAUUUUACAUGUCUCCUGUACAGAGCACAUAUACAGGCUACGACAAUCAAGCUUCACAAAUGCUGUAUAACCCUCAAAAGCAACCAUUCUACCAGACUCAUCAACAACCUAGAGUAGAAAACCAAUGGAACCCACAACCGGCAUAUGCCAAUUACCCGGAACAGUCUCAGCGCUCACCUGUCGCUGAUCGGGGCUCCUCUGAAGGUCCCGGACCGCAAUGGGGAGAGAAACGAGAUGCUCGUAUGUCCCCUAUGCGGAACGAACAGACCCAAUUCGAUUGGCAUGACAGAGAUCGAACUGAAUCCUCUAGAAGCGAUCGAGGCUAUCGGCGAUCUCCUGAUCGAGAACAGGACAGAUCUGCUGAUAGAUCCUCACGAUCAGACAAGUCUAGACGGAACGAGUUCGAUAGAAAAGCGAAACAUGACCGUCGUGAUCGCUCGCCUCGAUAUCGCGACGAGGGCAAUGGCGGUCAUCGCAACGACCGCACAAGGCACCAACAUUCCUCAUACAUAGAACGAUCUCCUCCGCGUGACCGAGACUUCGGAAGAAGUAGACGCGGUGAAGAGCGGCCACAUUUCGAUGAUCGCGGACGUAAUUACGAUAGAAGUGGUCGCCGUGAACGAGGUGGCGAGAUAAGACGUGGUGCGGACAAAUUCCGUGAUGACGGCAAAUUCCGUGAUGAUGACAAAUUCCGUGAUGACGACAAAUUCCGUGAUGACGACAAAUUCCGUGAUUACGACAAAUUCCGUGAUGACGACAGAUACGAGCCACGCGAUACUAGACGCGGUGACCAGGCUUACGAUCAGCGUAUAUCGGGUAAGAAGAGACCCUAUUCAGAAAUUUCCCCGUCAACUAAAUACGAUUCUAAUAAAUCCAGGGAUGGUAAAUUUUGGGACAAAGAAAAAGUUGAAGAACGUGGAUUCGAUCGCAAUGAUUUCUAUGAACGUUCACGAUCGAAACGGGAGAACGACGAUGCCGGCGAGUCUAAAAUAAAUAACUCAAAACCAGACAAAGCUUUGGAGGCAGCGACAAUGAAGGCCAUGAUGAAAAGACAUAACGGCUGGCGUUACCAGGUCGCUGCCACGCUGGCGAAUGAAGUUAUAGCAAGUAGAAACAAGGUUCAUCAGAGCAGCAUUGAGAACUAUUUUGCCUUAAUAAAAAAGAUGAAAGCGUGCAUCGUGGCCCGCAUAGACGUCCUCUUGGGAGAUACGAUUUGUUCCUCGAUAAAGGAAAUGAGAGAUGCGUAUCGUAUGAAAUUCACUUCCGAAGAUGAUCUUCCGUUCUUCAACGCAGUCUUCGAGAAGGUUAAAUAUGAUAAUCAAGACAAUGCAACGGCAGGUGACAGUCAGGAUGAUGCACCCCCAAGCAAAAGCGGUAUGAUGCCGCCUCCAGCGCUGCCCAGCAAAUUACCGAGCGCUGCGAAUCCACGUCCAGCAAAUCCGCCAUUCCAGAACAGGGCAUCAAACCCUACUCAAUUCCAGCCUCCUCAAAACCUCAAUCCAACACCACAGUUCCCUCCUAAUCCAAAUCCAUAUUUCCAAAAUGUAGGACAGACUGUUGUUCCGAGAUUCCAGAACAGAGCACCGACCUCAACUCCCCAAUUCCAGAACAGAGCACCGACUUCAACUCCCCAAUUCCAGAACAGAGCACCGACCUCAACUCCCCAAUUCCAGAACAGAGCUCCGAUCCCAAUUUCCCAAUUGCAGCACAGAGGGCCGACAUCAACUCCCCAAUUCCGGAACCAACAGCCGUCAACUUCUCACUUGCUUUCCACGCCACCUGCCCGCUUCAGGCUACCGGUGCCACCCGCAAAGCCACCCAAGCCAGUUACCCAGCCACCCAAACCAACGAAGGAAACUCCGACCAUCUUCACAACAAAGAAAGGCAUUCCUGUAUUCAAUGUCAAUCUAAUGAAGAAUAAUAAAGUGUUUGCUACAAAGCAAGUAAAGAAAUCUAAAAUGUUGCAUAAGAUGGAAUUCAGAGAUGAGGUGGUGUAUGAGACGGACCCCCUGGUGAAGCAGGCUAUAGAAGAUGAGGUCAACACAAUGCUGGAAUUGUACACGGCUCGCCAUGAGAAACACUUGAAGAAAUCGGAAUUUAAAGUCUACAAGAAAAUUGUCGAAGAAACAACGCCUCUUUUUAAAAAGGUAAUGACCCUGAACUUGACGAAGCGCAUCCUCAACAUCACCACGGGCCUCAUCCUGCGCGUGUUCCCCGAGGGCAACAAGUGGCCCAACGCAGAGACCUUCAGGAACUACAUGGUACAAGAGGGCGUCGUCCACGUGAAGAAGGCCCCGAAGAUGUACGUAAUCACGUGCGGCAGCUUCAAGUGUUACGACAAACUGGCGGCGGCGGAGUCCAUCACUGUUGAUAAUUGCAAGAUGAGUGUAAAAGUGAUGCACGUGGCGGGCCCGAGGCUGAGCAUCAGGGAGAAGCUGCGCGCGUCUAAGUUCAAGAUGACGCAGGAGGCGCGCCGCGCUGAGCUCGGCGAUGGGAAUGGUGCAGAUAAUGUAGUCCAGGAGGGAAGCACUAGUGAUCAGGACGUGAUGAUUGUCGAUAAAGAAGACAAUGUCGUUCAGAUCGAUGAUGAUGAUGGUGAUCAGUCGGGUAAUGUUGCAGCAACCAGAAGCACCGAAGUGGCGAUUUGCUCGCCGGAGGAGGCUUCGCUGCGGCGGCGCAUCGGAUGGCUGCUGAAGGUCGCCCAGAGGUCAGGCAUGGCCGACGACUGGGCCGCGUACUCUGACGCCAGAGUAGAGUUCUUUUGGUUAUUCGAUAAGGAUAAUAAAUUUGAUGACGACUUUGAGGAUGAGAAUGACAAGGAGUAUAAAAAUUACGAGUAUCAGAAUGACAAUAAUAAGAUGGGCAAGAAUGAUAAGGAUAAAAAUGUAAUGGACAAGAAUGAUGAGGAUAAGAAUGGAAUGGACAAGAAUGACGAGAAUAAAGGAGCUGUAGUAAAGAAGAAGAGGAAAAAGAAAAAACGCAGAAAGGCGAGUCUGUUAAGUACCAGUCAUGACCAGGUAAAGAAUGACGAGGACAAGAAUGUCGAGGGACAGAAUGACGAGGACAAAAAUGACAAGGAUAAGAAUGAAAUGGACAAUAAUGAUGAGGAUAAAAAUGUAAUAGACAAGAAUGAGGAAGCUAUAGUAAAGAAGAAUCGCAAAAAUGCGAGUCUGUUAAAACAUGACGAGGAAAAGAAUGACGAGGACAAAAAUGACAAGGGUAAAAGUGAGAUGGACAACAAUGAUGAGGAUAAUAAUGAAAUGGCCAAGAAAGACCAGAAUAAGGGAGACAUAGUAAAGAAGAAGAAGAAGAAAAAGAAAAAACGCAAAAAUGCUAUCGGAAAAGGUCCGAUAAAGUCGGGUGAUGAUGAAAAAAAUGUUGAGUCAUCUGAGAAACAAGCCGAAACAACUGAACACGAUGGUGAAACAGAACAGAAUGUCUCUGCUUCAGAACAGGAAGGCGUAAAAGAUGGUGACAAUGAUGAAACAGAAGAAGAUACAAAUGAACAGAAGGAUGAAACUUCAGAAAAAGAUGAUGUAGUCCAGGAGGGAAGAACAAGUGAUCAGGCGGAUGUCGUGAUUGUCGAUAAAGAAGACAAUGUCGUUAAGGUCGAUGAUGAUGGUGAUCAGUCGGGUAAUGUUGCAGCGACCAAGAGCACCUUAGUGAGCAACCCGAUGGUGAUUCGCUCGCAAAAUGAGGCGUUAAUAGGGCGGCAUCUCAAGACACUGUUCAAGACCGCCAAGAAGUCAGGCCUGCCCGACGACUGGGCCGCCUAUACUAAGGCCAAAAACAAGCUCAUGCCAUAUUUCUUUAAGGGUGAAUCAGCGAAUCGGUUAAAACAUGGCGACGAAAAGAAUGACGAAGACAAGAAUGUCGAGGGCAAUAAUGUCGAAAACAAGGAUAACGAGGACAAGAAUGACGAGGAUAAGAAUUUCGAAGGCAAGAAUGACGAGGAUAAGAAUUUCAAGGGCAAGAGUGAUGAGGGUAUGAAUGACGAGGACAAGAAUUUCAAGGGCAUGCAUGGCGAGGGCAAGAAUGACGAGGAUAAAAAUGACAAGACUGAGGGAGUUGUAAAGAGGAAAAGACGCAGAGGUCCAAAGCGCCUUGAUGGCAGUAGGGUGCACUUACCAAAAUAUAAACCUGCACUUUUACCCACAAAUGUUGACGACAAAGAUCUGAUAAAGUUGAUCAGGCAACUCGCAGCUGAUGAUGAAACUAAUGUUGAGUCAUCUGAGAAACAAGCCGAUACAACUGAACGCGAUGGUGAAACAGAACAGAAUGUCUCUGCCUCAGAACAGGGAGCCGUAACAGCUGGUGACAAUGAUAAAACAUUAGAAACAAAAGAUGAAACAACUGAACAGAAGGAUGAAACUUUAGAAAAAGAUAAAACAGAUCAAAAUGCAACAUCGGAAGGAGAAAUAACUGAAAAUAAUGUCGCAACUUUGGAUAAUGAAGGUGAAAUAACUGAGCAGAAUAUUGAAGAUGAAUCAUCCAAUCAGAAUGUCGAAACUUCGGAAACAUCGCAAACUGAUUUCAAUAUGGCUGAAGAUAAUAUGGAGUCAAAUGUAAUCGAUGAUAUAGCUGAUGAUGAUUUAGAAGAUUUCUAAGUAUUAUAGGUUUUAAUGAUAAGCAUUUAGAAAGGAAAAAAUGGGAUUUUCCAUAAAAGACAUUCCCGUACAUUUUUUUAGUUUUCGAAGCGUUACA
Bicyclus anynana (squinting bush brown) is the source of this 5260-nucleotide messenger RNA. RefSeq lists its product as uncharacterized. Gene Ontology annotation, molecular function: ubiquitin protein ligase activity. The record is from RefSeq and is a predicted model, not a curated record. NCBI's taxonomy places the organism in Eukaryota, Metazoa, Arthropoda, Insecta, Lepidoptera, Nymphalidae. The coding region runs from base 169 to 5163 and encodes 1664 amino acids. The transcript is spliced from 21 exons. Gene Ontology annotation, cellular component: nucleus. Gene Ontology annotation, biological process: mRNA processing; ubiquitin-dependent protein catabolic process; protein ubiquitination.